UGCGUGAGCUUGAAAAGUGCGUUUUAGAAUGAUUAGUGGUGGGCAGCGCAGAGGCAGAUUAUACGGCUCCACACAACUGUUGUUUUAAUCCCCUGGAAGAAGAGAUUUAGCAAGAAAAACCCCAGCCUUUAAACCCAGCAGCCAUAUUGUAUGGAAAAGCGACGGGAAGACUCUAAUUUUCAGAAGAAAAAAAAAAGACUCCGCUCCUCAGAGACCUGCUGGAGUUUUUGGGAGUUUUAAAUUUCCUUUCACAGGUUGUUGGGUUUCUGCUGCACAGCUAGCUCUGCAGCUGGCUGAGGAAUCCAGGCGCWGGGAAUAGUUUUCCAACCAAUUUAGUGCAAUACUGGUGUUGUCUUUUUGGAUUUGAACUGUUAUAUUACACAACUAAUAAUGAAGGACCGAUUGGAACAGCUGAAAGCGACUUGUGAUCAAGAUGAUGAGGAGGUGGAGAUCGCUGUGGACAACGCAGCCUUCAUGGACGAGUUCUUCUCUCAGAUUGAAGACAUCAGGAACAGUAUUGAUAAAAUUGACGAGAACGUGGCUGAAGUCAAAAAGCUUUACUCGGUCAUCCUGUCGGCUCCUACAUCGGAUCAGAAAACGCAGGAUGACUUGGAAUCAAUCACCAAUGACAUAAAGAAGAUGGCCAACAAUGCAAGAAACAAACUCAAGACCAUUGAGAGAAAUCUGGAGUCGGAGCAGCAGCAGGAGAGGGUGUCGGCUGAUAUACGGAUACGUAAAUCGCAGCAUGCAGUGCUGUCCAGGAAGUUUGUUGAGGUCAUGACAAAGUAUAAUGAAGCGCAGGUGGACUUCAGGGAGAGAAGUAAAGGACGUAUCCAGAGACAACUUGAGAUAACUGGACAAGCGAAGACGGAUGAAGAGCUGGAGGAGAUGUUGGAAAGUGGAAAUGCUGCCGUUUUCACUGCUGGGAUUGUGGACUCUGGGAUCUCAAAACAGGCUCUGAGCGAGAUUGAAUCUAGGCAUAAAGACAUCGUCCGUCUGGAAAGUAGCAUCAAAGAGCUGCACGACAUGUUUGUAGACAUCGCCAUGCUGGUGGAGAGCCAGGGUGAAAUAGUAGACAACAUAGAGCAGAAUGUAUCCCAGUCAGUGGAUCACAUUAUUCAGGCGAAGGAGCAGACCAAAAGAGCCGUAAGGUACCAGACAAAGGCCCGCAAGGGCGGGAUGAUUGACAGGAUUGAGAGCAACAUGGACCAGUCGGUGGGCUUUGUGGAGAGAGCUGUUGCAGAUACUAAGAAAGCUGCCAAGUUCCAGCAAGAGGCUCGGCGUAAGAUGAUCUUCAUCGGUGUGUGCUGUGCUGUGGUUGUAGUCGUCAUCCUCAUUAUCAUCCUCACUCAGACACUAUGAUAGGACCGCCGGAUCCCUACCAUCACCAUCAUGUGUUUUCUUCACCCAGAUUGUCCAUUUUGUUUCGUCGUCUGCUCAAAAAACAACAACAAAAACAACUGAUCCAAAUUCCUGUGUAUGGAUCAGUGCUGCUGGUGUUUAAAAAAAAAAAAUGGGGAAGAUGAUCUUUUGCGACUUCUUCAGUUCCGGACAAUCUACGGAUGCUCUGAUGAGGAAAUGAGAACUGAAAUGCGGCUCAGUACCUGCUUGCACCUCUGUUGGAGCAACAAAAAGGGAACUGGGAAAAUAACUGACUGUUUCCUCAUCACUCCUCCAUCACCGAACUUCUCAUUGUUUUUAACAUGUGAUGCCAAAGUUGCACCCUUGUGUGUGUUUGUCCUAAGCUCUUCUUUAAACCAUGCAGGAGCAAACACACACAUGCACAUACACCCCAGGUCCACUCUUCUUGCCUUAAUGAGCCUUGACACAUAUUACUACUUUAAAAGCUACUGUAUGUUUGCUUCUCCAGGUUAUGGUUGUUUUUAGAGAGUUCCAGCACUUUCACAGUUAAAAAUAUUGAAUUAAGCUACAGUUUAUGUAAUUAUGUUGUAAAUAAUAGAAGUCAUGUUUGUGCACUGUUGACAGUCUUGUAAGAAAAUGUUCUUUUUUCAAAUAUGAAGGACGACGUAUUUCAGCAACAUUUGAAAGAAAAGAGUAACAAGUAAUCCAUUGUCUUGAGACGGUGCCUUAAAUUUAAUCUUGGCAGAUAGAGUGUAAUAGAAACUGUUAAUGUACUACCAAAGAGUUUGCAGAGACUAGAAUUAACACUAGUAAAUAUAUAUUUGAUUUAACAAGUUUUUACAUAUAAAAGGGACAACUAAAUCAUAAGGAAAGUAACAACUUUUUAUGUGUAUUAAGUGAUUGUUUCCACCGUAAACGUACGGCUAAGCUGCCAGUUUCUGAAGUGUAUCCGUUCAAUUUCCUGUUAGAAUGAUGUGCAGAGACAUUUUUUUUCUUCAUGUUUAUACAUUUAUUUUGUCACCAGAUAAUUUACAAAGACUUUGAUAAUCAUUUUUAUUUAUAUAUACAUGAAAUGAAAAAGUAACAUCAUGGAGCUUUUAUUUUAAAUAUUGUAUAAUGCGGUGAACUUCAUAAGCUGGUAGUUAAGUUGAAUGUUUAUUGGUCACCAUUAGUUUUCUCUGUGGAUAAUAUUCCAGACUGACAGUUUACAAAACAUUACAUUGGCUUUAGCACUUACAGUAAAGAAGGUGGUUCUGUGCAUGUAAAGGCGAGAUGUCAUUUCAGUCGGUCAACAGGAGCCAAAGCAUUUUUUUUUUACAAGAUUCUGUGUCUUUACACUUUCAGGAAAUACUUGAAAUCAGCGUCCAGCAUGAUUUUUGUGGCCAUGCAGGUCACCGAAGGAAGAGUGGGGAAAAUUAAAGCUUGUUGCACAUUUCUUAUGUCAAAUAUUUCAAAAGAAUUAAAGAUUUGUUUUGUUUUUUUCUUAA
Messenger RNA from Poecilia reticulata (guppy), 2849 nucleotides. The record is from RefSeq and is a predicted model, not a curated record. Lineage: Eukaryota; Metazoa; Chordata; Actinopteri; Cyprinodontiformes; Poeciliidae.